Messenger RNA from Corticium candelabrum, 1741 nucleotides. Its product is annotated as AN1-type zinc finger protein 4-like. The transcript has a single exon. The record is from RefSeq and is a predicted model, not a curated record. Bases 176 to 1564 code for a protein of 462 amino acids. Gene Ontology annotation, molecular function: protein binding; zinc ion binding. NCBI's taxonomy places the organism in Eukaryota, Metazoa, Porifera, Homoscleromorpha, Homosclerophorida, Plakinidae.
GCCACGGACGGCCUACGUGUGGGGUGAGUAGAUGAUGUGGAAUGCUGGGGAAGCUGGAGAGGGAACGUCGUUUGAGCGCUUAUAGUUCGGUUCGGUUCUGUUUUUUCCCGUUUUCUCUCUAAGCUACAGUACCGUCAGUGUUUCGUGAGGCUCCUCGUCGGACCUCAAACUUUCAAUGAGAAUGGACAUCUUCAUUGAGACGCUGACUGGGAAUGUCUAUGAGCUGCGUGUGAGUCCUUUCGAGACGAUUUUGAGCGUCAAAGCAAAGCUUCAGCGCCUGGAAGACAUUCCUAUUCCUGCUCAGCGCCUCCUGUACAGAACAACAGAACUGAACGACGACUGUUAUCUUCACGACUACAGCAUCAGUCAUGGCUCGACGCUACGACUAGUCAUUUCGAUGAGAGGCGGUCCGAUUAACAGCAGCCGCAGGACUCUGCCUCCUCUCAUUGACGACGAUGCUCUGAGAGAAAUGGUUGACUUCGUCGAGGCAAAUCCUGAAGAGUUUGUAGAGAACGUACCGGCUCCGAAGAACAGCAGAGGGAAGCAGGUGACUUUGCUCGUGUUUCGAGAAGGAGAUCAGCUUAACUUCUUUCGUGUUUUCGACCGAGGCGAUGGAACCCUGACGCCAUUGUCUGAAUCACGUGCGUCUUCGCGCAGUAGCGGAGAAUACUCUAACCGUGGACUGGAGGAGGAUGAAGAUGCUGUGGCUGCGUCUCUUACGUCAGAGCGAAUGAGAGAGAACGAAGCGAUGUUGAGCAAAUUGAACUCGUUGAGGCGUCAGAUGAAGCAACUGAUGGAGAAGAAACGCCACAUAAAACCGAAACCACCGCCUGUAAGAUCGAAAUCAAGACAGAAACGAAGAGUGGUAAUCAAUGACCGUCAGUGUCACGACUUGGUGGGAUACUCAGGAGGAUCACAGACAACUCUUAUCUCCCAGGCAAGUGAACUGAGCAGUAUGAGUAGCUCCAUCCUUCCCCCUCUUCCGUCAGCAGGAAAUACUUCACUCUCUCUAUCUCCUAGUGCCAGUGGCAGGAAGCUGAAAUCUCUUCCUCGAAACAUCACACCUGCAGCAACAGCCACAUUCCAAAGUGCUGCAGAGACUCCUAGUCUUCUAUCAUAUAGCAGACUAAGUAGCCGCUCAUUACAAAGUGUGGAUGGGAGAGCAGGCAGCAUUACUAAGGAACCCACGCUCCCUUUGCAUCGAGCAGCUGGAAAGAAAGGAAAGAAGACAAUAAUUCACCAAAUUAGCACCGAUAACAAGCCUACAAGUAGGCAUCGUCAAACGUCCACCAUCACAAGCUGUUUACCUCCUUUACAACUGCCCACUUUCACGAAGUCAGGUCAACCGAAGAAGGCGUUAAAGCCAACAAGAACUCGAUGUUCUGUCUGUCAGAAGAAGACAGGACUAGCCACAUCAUUCGAGUGUCGUUGUGGUGGCUUAUUCUGUGCAACUCAUCGAUAUGCCGAAGAACACAAAUGUACAUUUGAUUAUAAGGCUACUGGACGACGACUACUUCGACAGGGUAAUCCAGUAGUCGAAGCUCCCAAGCUACCUAAGAUCUAAUUAUAGUCUAAUGACAAACUGUCAUUUUGGGGGUAAGUGUAAUAUCCAUGGUACAAUGGGCGAUAUGCCAGUAGUAGUAAACUAUUGUGUAGUCUUGUAUUUGAACUGUGAUGCUGGGAAAGCUUGAUACAUACACAUUGUGCACUAGAUGAAUUUAUUUUUAUGAUGAUAAAGUCA